GGGUCCCGACAUGCGCACGGUGACUGACUGUGAGUGAAGGGUCCGGUUAGCGGCGCACUUUACGGCAGUGGUCUGCACUAUGACGCUGGAAGCCAUCCAGUACCUACGUGGUCGGUUACACAUCCUUAAUCAGCUCCUGCUGCCUCAUGAGACCUGCUACGAGGAGAUCGACACCGUACAGCAGGGAUGGCAGGCUAUCCGGGAUAUGAAGGUUCGGGGUGCACCAGCUAUUGCCAUUGUGGGGUGCCUGAGCCUUGUUACAGAGCUGCAGCAAAGCAAUGAAGAAGACAAGGAUGCCGUGGUGACUUUUAUACUGGACUCUCUCAAGUACCUUGUCAGUGCUCGUCCCACUGCUGUAAAUAUAGCCAAAGCAGCAGCGGAGCUGUCAGCACUGGUGCGUCGUGAGACACAAAAGGCCGAAUCAACUGCAGCCACUAUUAAAGAAAGUGUUAUCACACACAUAGUGUCCAUGUUGGAGAAGGACAUUGCAGAUAAUAAGAACAUCGGGGACUGUGGAGCCAGACACAUCCUUUCAAGGAUCAACAAAGAGAAGGCUACAAUCCUAACUCAUUGUAACACUGGAUCAUUGGCUACAGCUGGCUACGGUACUGCCCUUGGUGUGAUCCGAUCACUGCAUGCCAUGGGACGCUUGGAGCACGUGUUCUGUACUGAGACAAGACCCUACAACCAGGGAGCACGACUGACUGCUUUUGAAUUGGUGUAUGAAAAGAUUCCUGCCACACUUAUCGCUGACAGCAUGGCUUCAAUUGCAAUGAAAGAGAAAGGUAUUUCUGCUGUUGUUGUUGGUGCAGACCGAGUUGUCUUAAAUGGUGAUACUGCAAAUAAAGUUGGCACCUACCAGUUGGCUGUCUCCGCAAAGUACCAUAACAUACCGUUUUAUGUGGCUGCUCCUUGUACAUCAUGUGACCUGAGCUUGGAAAAUGGAGAGCAGAUUGUCAUCGAAGAACGUCCCCACCAAGAAUUGACAGACAUAAAUGGCAUAAGAAUAGCAGCUCCAGGUAUCCAUGUGUGGAACCCUGCCUUUGAUGUCACACCACAUGAGCUGAUUACAGGGGGAAUCAUCACAGAAUUGGGAGUGUUCAGUCCAAGUGAGCUGCAGGAUGCUGUAAUAAGGGGCUGACAGCCAAGCUGGAAUCGAGACACUAACCGCAAGGAAUCUCUUAACUACAAAAAGUCAUUGCUUGUUUGCCCCAUUGAGCUACUGUUCAGUACCGUUCUAGUAGAAAGGGCAUUCCAGUCUGAAUGCUGCACUCAUUCCUAAUGGAGGUGAACUUUUAAAAUGCUAAAAUUUCUUUUUCAGGGUUAAUGAGCUUUUUAGUGAGCUGUUGAUAUGUAUAACUGCAGUCAUCCAUGAUGCAGCAAGCAAAAAUACUGCUGUGGUGUCCUCCAGGAGUAACAAUACUGAAACAUAUUUGUAUAAUCUGCAGUAAACCCUGGAAUGGAAACCGCAUGCUGCAGAAAACUGUGAAGAAGAGGCUGAGCACAAGAGGACAUUUUUAAAUGUUUUGACCUUUUUUUAUGAAAAUAUAAUAUUUUAAUAGUUUAGCAUUUUAUAUGUUUUUACUGUAAUAACUUUGUUGAGAUGCACUUUAUGUAAAUAAAAUGUUAAUUCCAA
This is a messenger RNA of Protopterus annectens (West African lungfish), 1636 nucleotides long. RefSeq names its product methylthioribose-1-phosphate isomerase 1 (gene MRI1). The record is from RefSeq and is a predicted model, not a curated record. The transcript has 6 exons. Bases 80 to 1141 code for a protein of 353 amino acids. Lineage: Eukaryota; Metazoa; Chordata; Ceratodontiformes; Protopteridae. Gene Ontology annotation, molecular function: S-methyl-5-thioribose-1-phosphate isomerase activity.